Molecule: messenger RNA, 267 nt
Organism: Strongylus vulgaris
Lineage: Eukaryota; Metazoa; Nematoda; Chromadorea; Rhabditida; Strongylidae
Source: the annotation of a GenBank genome assembly
AUGAAUGAAAAGGAAAACGCGAGCAGCGCUAUCGCCACUGAUUCUUUGCUCAACUACGAAACUGUAAAAUACUAUGGGAAUGAAAAGUUCGAAGUGGACAGAUUCCGCUACGCGAUUGAGUGCUUCCAGCUUGCUGAAUGGCGUUCAAAUGCAUCUUUAGCGCUACUGAAUUUCUUGCAGAAUGGAUUGAUCGGACUGGGAAUGACAGCUGGUUCUGUGCUAGUCGCAUAUUUGAUUACCGUGGAUCAGGAACUUACUGUAAGUUAG